UUCAAGAUCGUCGAUGUUUUAUGAACGUUGUUUUGGUCUGUUCUGUUCGCCCUCUGGGUUGAAUGGAGAUGAGAGAAAUAUACUGAUGUAUUGAUUUCUACAGUUUGAUACAAAUACUGGUCUCAAUUGAGUCUUGCAAACAGCCUUUUAUACGCGGAAUUCUGAUGAUGUUGAUGAAUUUGAAUUAUUCAAUUUCUUGAACGUGCACCCUGGUAACGUUUCACGGAAGUGUAACGCAAAAAAAAGGAUAUCUACGGAAAUUGAUUGACGAUAGCUAUAUGUUAUUUAGUCAGCUGGAUAACGUUAGUUUUGGAAAGUGACAUUAUUUUCCAGGAGAAAGUACAUCACUGGUAGGCACUAAUGUAAGUUAGAUGAGUUAGCUAUUUAGACAGUCCUUUAUACAAAAGCAACGUAACGAGCGUUACCCUGGCCUGAGCUGUUCAAUCACUGAGACCGACAGCUCUAGGCUAGCUAGCUAACGUUAGAUGGCGCAGCCGUCAACAAACGACGUUACCAGACAUUAGAUAGCCUACGACGUUACCAGAUUUUUCUGUUAGGCAUGCAUGUAACUUGAUAUAAACUACAAGAAGGGGUUCCCGCUGCUUUUUGGCGCUUCACACUGCCGACUUUGUCUGGUUCGAUAGACAAGUUAGCUAGCUACCUAGCUAGCUUCCUUGGAUAGCAUGAGUAACUUGAAUAUCUCAUACAGUAAUCAAGGCAAAACGAUGGCAUCUCAAGGCGCGUGUCGCAGUGGGACAGGUGUCUUUUACCAAGCGAUGCCAGCUGUGGGAACUGAUGGGAGAAAUGUUAUGAAACUGAUCCCUGUUCAAAAAGUAAACGGACAGUUUGUUCGAUCACCAACAAGCACUAUGAAGGACAUCGCUGAACCUCAACGAGAUCUUACCUUGGACGUGCCAUCAAUUUCAAAGAUUAACAUGUGUACUUUGGGACCCACAGCUAAAGGACAAUCGGUGAAUAAAAGGCAAUUUUACAUGAGUACCUCUCAAAAUCCAACCAAUCUGACAGGAAUAUAUAAAUCGGUGAGCAUCCAGACUCCUAUAGUAACAACAAAAAUGCGUCAGCCCCAAAGUGCGUUAUCCUUGACAUCACCUGAGCUAACACUUUUGAAUAAGGAUCAGCUGCCAGUCACUGUGAAAUCUCCAGUGCUUCCAAAUGGACAAUACCUUCAAAUUCCUCCUAAUGCUCAAGUGAAAACCCUUCCAGCAUCCGCACUCCCCCCAGCCAUAAAGAGACAGAUAUUUACUUCAUCAACGAGCUGUGCCUCAAAUUCGAAUUUGCCAAUGGUUCUUUAUGUGUCCCCUGUCCAAACCAUGAAACCGGGUGGUACUCCAUUAUGUCCAACAUCUCAGAAGGCACCCCUCUCCCUCAGCCGACUUCCAAGGUCAUCUGGCCAGACACAUUCUACAUGUUCUUCAUCAGGCUCAACACCAUGUUCUACUACUGCUAAGGAUAUUAAAAGACCGGUCACUCCUCUUAAGUGGGUGAUUGAGGAGACAGAUGGCUCACCUGCUCCAUGCCUUGUUCCUGUGAAUUCCUCUUCUAUGACCUCAGAUAUUUUGAAAACUCUGGCAGAGAUGGAAAAAGCCACCAAACCCUGUGAAAACACAUCAAAAAAGUGUUCACCUUCCCAAGAGAGUCAGACAAAAAUUGGCCAAGAGAAGGACAAUGCCUUAGUGAUGUACAAUGGGAAGGUGUAUUUUGUGGCCAAGAAAACUCCUGAGCUUUGUAACCGACCAUCAAAGCCCUUGGAGGCCAGUAGGAACAUGGGUGACUCCACCACACAGGCAGCAGAAAGUGUUAGAUUCAAUCAGAGAAUCAGCUUACCGCCCUCCCUACCCUUAAGCUCCUCACUUGGAUCACAAUUGUCAAAUAAAACCAGACCAGAUCCUAAACACAUUGUUAUACCAGAUGACAUCAUUGACCUCUGUGACGAUGAUCCCCAAGAUGACCUUACAUACCAGGCAAUAUCAACAAGGGACGUAACAAGGCAACCUUUAAGACAGUCUGAAGUCGAUGAGGACGAAGACUCCAAUGUAAUAUUUGUCUCAUACCUUCCACCCAAAACAGUGUCUAAAGUAGCUGAAGAAGACAAAGAAAUGGCUCAUAUGCUGAAUGACUUGGAAGCUGAACAAGAAGUGUUAUGCAGUCAAGAUCAUUUGAAUGGCCAGAUAGUGGAUAGUCAGAACAAAGUAUCUGGCCUGUCAAUAGAAAAGUGUCAGAGCGUUGCCACUGCCCAAGACAUGGCAGGCUGUCAAGGUAGUGCAACAGGCCAAGAGUUGAACUCCCGCCAGCAUAACAUCACUGGUCAGUAUAGGAAAAUUCUUCAAAGAUUUCAUGGCCGUGCAACUGGAAUCCGAAUAGAGAACAUUCAGGGUAAUGCCACUAGCAAGGAAAUGGGAAGCAGUCAUCCCAGUGCCUCAACCCAAGAAAUGGGGAAUGUCCAGGAUGAUGCCACUGACCAGGGAAUCGGAAACAGCCAGCACCAUCCUGCCACGCAAGAAAUGGACAACAUAACUGGAAGUACCUCUCUCCAAACAGAAAUGGAGACUCACAAGGAAAAGAGCUCAUCCGAUCCCAUCCCUGAGCAGCGGACUUCUGUGUUGGACAUGGAAUCCUUGGAAAGUUGUGAUCGCCUGCUGAAACAGAUGUUUGGGAUCACAUCUGAUGUGAAAAUAUGUUUGGAGAGGAUUGACGCUAAACCCAAGGCUAUCCCUAAGGUGUUUCCUCGGAUUGGGACCACAAACAAACGUACCAUAGAGGCUAUUCGCAAAUUGUUACAGGGAUCAAACAUUUUGAUAAAAAAGAGGGAACACAAGGAAACAGAGGUCUCUGCAACUAGGAAGGAUGGUAGUUGCCCAAUAGAUGCUAAAAGACUGAAAAUAGAAAAAGUAAAAAAUGCAUCUGAAAGUUCAGAAAACACAGAGACCCUCACCAGCCCAACUCCUCAGCUGGAAAUGCAGCCCCUCACCAGCCCAACUCCUCAGCUGGAAAUGCAGCCCCUCACCAGCCCAACUCCUCAGCUGGAAAUGCAGCCCCUCACCAGUCCAAGUCCUCAGUUGAAAAUGCAGCCUCUACCAGUCAACUCCUCAGUUGAAAAUGCAGCCCUCACCCAGUCAACUCUAGACUGGAAAUGCAGCCCUCACCAGCCCAACUCCUCAGUUGAAAAUGCAGCCUCCACAGUCAACUCCUCAGUUGAAAUGCGCAGCCCUCACCAGCCAACUCUCAGUGGAAAAUGCAGCCCCUCACAGCCCAAGUCCUCAGUUGGAAAUGCAGCCCCUCACCAGCCCAAGUCCUCAGUUGAAAAUGCAGCCCCUCACCAGCCCAAGUCCUCAGUUGAAAAUGCAGCCCCUCACCAGCCCAACUCCUCAGCUGGAAAUGCAGCCCCUCACCAGCCCAACUCCUCAGCUGGAAAUGCAGCCCCUCACCAAUCCAAGUCCUCAGCUAGACAUCUUAUCUGA
Salvelinus sp. IW2-2015 is the source of this 3479-nucleotide messenger RNA. Lineage: Eukaryota; Metazoa; Chordata; Actinopteri; Salmoniformes; Salmonidae. The record is from RefSeq and is a predicted model, not a curated record.